This is a messenger RNA of Hippoglossus stenolepis (Pacific halibut), 2265 nucleotides long. RefSeq names its product melanin-concentrating hormone receptor 1a (gene mchr1a). The record is from RefSeq and is a predicted model, not a curated record. Gene Ontology annotation, biological process: neuropeptide signaling pathway. Gene Ontology annotation, cellular component: neuron projection; membrane. Lineage: Eukaryota; Metazoa; Chordata; Actinopteri; Pleuronectiformes; Pleuronectidae. The coding region runs from base 215 to 1294 and encodes 359 amino acids. The transcript has 2 exons. Gene Ontology annotation, molecular function: neuropeptide binding; melanin-concentrating hormone receptor activity.
GAGAAGAUGCUCUCACUACAGGAGCAGCUACAUCAUCACCGAGGGAGCAGAACAUUUUCAUCUGCUCACAAUGAUUAUUUCUCACUGACUCAACAACAAGAACAUCUGGAAUUAAAGAGUAAGAAGGUGGAUUCCUGUUGCUGCAGCUCCAGAUGUGUUUCACUUGAAAAGCAGGCACCUCUUAACUUGGAUACACCUGUUUUUAUUUGUACCCAUGGAUUUCCAUAACGAUUCCAAUUUUUCGGUCCCACACACUAAUUCAACAACACCAGCUGAAGAUGGGGCCCUUCAUUGCAGUGCCAUCCUCCCCGUCAUCUUCGGCAUCAUCUGUUUUCUUGGUAUCUUUGGGAACUGCAUCGUUAUGUACACCAUCAUAAAGAAGACCAAGUGCCGCGCCAAGCAGACUGUUCCGGACAUCUUUAUCUUAAACGUGUCAAUUGUUGAUCUCCUCUUUCUCCUUGGGAUGCCAUUCCUCAUCCACCAGUUGCUGGGCAAUGGCAGCUGGCACUUCGGAGCCACAAUGUGUACAGUCAUUACUGCGCUCGACUCCAACAGCCAGAUUGUCAGUACUUACAUCCUCACUGCUAUGACCCUCGACCGUUACUUGGCUACGGUCCAUCCCAUCCGCUUCAACUAUGUCCGCACACCCUGUGUGGCAGCGCUGGUCAUCGUUAUCGUGUGGGGUCUGUCCUUCCUCACCAUUAUCCCUGUGUGGAUGUAUGCGGGCCUGAUGCAUCUUCCAGACGGACUGGUGGCCUGUGCGCUCCUCCUGCCUAACCCAAUCACCGACACAUACUGGUUUACACUUUACCAGUUCUUUUUGGCCUUCGCCAUGCCCUUGUUUAUAAUCUGCCUGGUGUUCUUCAAGAUGCUCCAACACAUGUCCAGCAGUGUGGCCCCGCUGCCUCCACGGAGUCUGAGGGUGCGCACCAGGAAGGUGACCCGGAUGGCAGUGGCCAUCUGCCUUGCGUUCUUCAUCUGCUGGGCUCCUUACUACAUCCUCCAGCUGGUCCACCUCGGGGUGCAGAAGCCAACCCUCGCGUUCUCCUAUGCGUACAACAUAGCCAUUAGCAUGGGCUACGCUAACAGCUGCAUCAACCCAUUUCUCUACAUCAUCCUUAGUGAGACCUUCAAGAGGCAGUUCCUCAGAGCCGUACGUCCGGUCAACAGAAAGUUCCGCGUGAACCCGAGCACCACGGAUGGUGGCAGCGUGAGCAUGCGAUUGGUACCUGAGGGGGGUCAGCAGAAGCCGGCCCCUCAGGAGAUGAUGCCAUCCAAUGUGGCGCCACAAUGAAUAAGAAUCAGAGGCAAAGGAUCAAAGAAUGACUUCAUCACCAUUUAUCUGCUGCAUCAAUAAGUUUGGAUAUUGGACAUUAGCACCUGUCACAAACAAUAAUGUGAGCACAUCAACUCUGAUCAAGCAUUUUGUUUAAACGGCAUGUCGGAUAUUUCUCUGCACAAACCAGAUAAAUAUUUCUGUUUCCAAUUAUUCAUGAAUUUAAACAGUGUGUUUGAGCCUCUUACUGGGCUUGUUCCCAUUUUUAUCUUAGCAAUUAAAACCUGGAAAUACCAAACAUUCUCAAUAACAUGGAGCUCAUACUCAUAUAAUCCAUCAUUUCAAAUCUCUACAAACCAUCCAUUUUGACUGAAUGGAGUUUGCCUGUACAGCUUGUACAUGUACAACCCUGGCUGCAGCAUUUCUUUAUCAAUACCACUCAGCAAGUUCGAGGGGAAGGAGGCUGAGCAGUUUCUUCAGUGAACCUCACAGCUUACAGCAUGCAUUGUGCUCUAUGAACUCCAUAUGUUCCUAGUGUCUGCCCUGGUCUCUGUGCAUUCAUUAAGCAGGUUUAUGGAGCUCGGACAAGCGCAUAUCUCUGUCACAGGGGAGACAUUCUGUGUUGCCAUUUCUUCAUUUCAAACCCCUCACAGGGAAUCCACACAUUUUCACAGGAAUUCAUAUCUUUCCUUUGACUUUCAUUGGCCUUUUGUUUAUUCUGAACACUACGGGUCAGGCUUAAAUAUCAAAUUGUGUUUGUUUUCUUCAUCCACGAAAAGCAGUGAUCCUUUCUUUUAAUAAAACAGAGCGAAAAUGUUUUAAAAUAGUAGCUACACCUACAAACCAUAAAGUAAUGCCUAUGUGACCAUGUGAAGCGAAUGAAAUGUUUUAAAACAAUUGCUGUUCACACAAACAUUGAUAUCAGCUCCUCAUGCAGCACCUGGAAACAGAAGCUCGGCCACGGGUCAAGGGACAAGCGAGUUGUGAUU